Molecule: messenger RNA, 962 nt
Organism: Medicago truncatula (barrel medic)
Lineage: Eukaryota; Viridiplantae; Streptophyta; Magnoliopsida; Fabales; Fabaceae
Exons: 1
Coding region: 85-720 (211 amino acids)
Source: RefSeq, a predicted model, not a curated record
CUUUCUCCCUCCACAAUUACACUUUCAUUUUCUCUCUCUACACUCUCACUCUCUUCCUUCUCCUCUUUCCAAAUAAUAAUACGAAUGGAAGACUUCAAAAAUGAUACCAGGAAACGAGUUCGUGACGACGACUCGGAUGCCGACUCUUACGAAUCAAAGCGAGUUCACUCAGGUUUAGAUGAUAACUCGUCCGGCUCGUGUGUUGACUCAGACGGGUCCGAACCCGUUCAAGUUGAACCCGAUUCGUAUGAGGUUAACGAGAUAAAAGACGAUAUUUUGAACAUUCUCGACGAGACAGAAAAUGUCACAACCGUGCAGGGUCUUGACUCUGUCAUCAAGAGCUUUGAAGAAGAAAUACUUGCUCCGGGUCAAGAUUUGAACCCGACCCAUGUACCCGUCUCUGACAAUUUAAACCCGAACCUAGGAUAUCUACUGGAAGCUUCUGAUGAUGAACUUGGUUUACCACCGACGGUGACGCCAAACGAGGAAAAAGAGUUGCCUCAAAUCAACGAUUCGGGUCGGGUUGGUCCAGAUGGAGUUGAUUUAAGCGGGUUCUUUUGGUUUGAAGAAGAUAUUCGUAACAAUGAAGCGUUUGGGUUCAUGGGUUAUGACGCCGUCGCCGAUGAUAACGGUGGCGGUUAUGUAACGAUUGACGGACUGUUUGAUUAUGCUGACCCCGGUGAUCUUUUGUGGCGGUCGGAGACGUUACAGGCUAUGUAGAACUGUCCGGCACGGUGAAAUUUUGUGACGCCGUCGCCGGAAUGUUUUAGGAAGAACAUAUGAUGACGUAGGAGGGUAGAUGUGAAAAUUUUAGAAUUAUGAAAAUUUGUUGAAUAGGCCCCUGACUUGUUCGAUAAUUAUUUUUUGUUCUGAAAAAUUGUGUUUUAAUAUGUGAAUGUGAAUCUAGACAUAUUUUAAAAAAUGAUUAAAGAAAGAGACAUAUGGUGAAGUCGUUGAUUCCA